AUGAAGAAGAUGCCUCCUGCCUCACAGGCGAAUGCUGCCGCCUUGCAGAUAGCGCGCAAGAGAACCUGUACACGUCCUACUUCGCCACCCAGUGCUGACUCUCCAUUGUCAAUGCUUCGCUCAUUGACCGUCGACUAUGAUUAUUUUGAGCGGCGAGCACUCAGAGCCGUAUGCAUCCAGAAAACACCCAUGGAUGACUUCCACCCCCAAGCCAGCGAGAUUAUUCCAGACCUCUUUGUAUGCGACAUAUACACCGCUACAUCUACCGCUGUCGUCCGUGGACUUGGCAUCACCCACAUCGCUUCAGUGCUCAAACACGACUGCCCCUGUUUUCCAGUUGAGAUGCGUCACAUCCACAUCCCUGUAGACGAUUCUCGAAAUGCGGAGCUCCUUGGUCACCUGGACUUCACUGCCGACUGGAUUACCCACGCGCUCGAACAUAAGGGCCGGGUUAUGGUGCAUUGUGUUUGGGGAAUGAGCCGGAGUGCAAGCAUUGCGAUCGCCUAUCUCAUGGUUGCCAGACACAUGUCCGUGGAUAAUGCUCUCAAACAUGUGGUUUCCCGAAGACAGAUUGUGCGGCCGAAUAGCGGUUUCUUACGACAGCUGAAGCUCUAUGAGCGCAUCCUCAAGGGCAGGGAGCAGCGAAGGACAGAUACGCAUGAACUUCUCGAAGAUGUGCCGUAA
Fibroporia radiculosa is the source of this 684-nucleotide messenger RNA. RefSeq lists its product as uncharacterized. Gene Ontology annotation, cellular component: cytoplasm. Gene Ontology annotation, molecular function: protein tyrosine/serine/threonine phosphatase activity. Lineage: Eukaryota; Fungi; Basidiomycota; Agaricomycetes; Polyporales; Fibroporiaceae. Bases 1 to 684 code for a protein of 227 amino acids. The transcript has 2 exons. The record is from RefSeq and is a predicted model, not a curated record. Gene Ontology annotation, biological process: protein dephosphorylation.